Molecule: messenger RNA, 576 nt
Organism: Glarea lozoyensis ATCC 20868
Lineage: Eukaryota; Fungi; Ascomycota; Leotiomycetes; Helotiales; Helotiaceae
Exons: 1
Coding region: 1-576 (191 amino acids)
Source: RefSeq, a predicted model, not a curated record
AUGUCGUCCUACAUCGGUGUCCAGGUCCCAGAUGAGCCAAUCGGCAGCGGAGAUGAUGAGGGAGCACACGACCAGGACUAUCUGCAGGAGUACAGGUUCGAUCAAGCUCCAAGACCGGUGACAACGAGAUCCAGACGCGGGGAUGCUUCAACGCUUCUGGCCCUCUUGGGAGAACCCGAGACAGAAGAUGAGAGUCCUGUGGCCGCUAGUUCUGCUGGUCCAUUGCCAACCGUCACAUUCGCUAGCCCAGGCGUGAGGACUGAACAGAGUCAAGCCGACACGACCUCCAAUCAACCUCGUGCUGCAACGUCUUUGUCGCAGGAAUAUCGCGGCUCACCAGAGCAAGAUAGGAGCAAACUGGGAGUGGAACGGCAACCUGGCGAUCGGAGUCAAUCUUUGCCAUCUGUCGGAACGACAGCUAAAACUGACGACGGAACCAAUUCUGGUGACAGGGCCGUGAAUGUGGAGCAGCAGAGCACAGGUAAGACAUUAUUUGCAUAUUUGUUACAGGCCAAAAUGUUCAGAAUGCAAACAAUGCAAUGGUCGCGAAUUGGUCUUGCUAAGAAAUGGUACUAA